This is a messenger RNA of Purpureocillium takamizusanense, 2309 nucleotides long. RefSeq names its product Ribonuclease H. NCBI's taxonomy places the organism in Eukaryota, Fungi, Ascomycota, Sordariomycetes, Hypocreales, Ophiocordycipitaceae. Gene Ontology annotation, biological process: DNA replication, removal of RNA primer. The record is from RefSeq and is a predicted model, not a curated record. Gene Ontology annotation, molecular function: magnesium ion binding; nucleic acid binding; RNA-DNA hybrid ribonuclease activity. The transcript has 2 exons. The coding region runs from base 711 to 1715 and encodes 334 amino acids.
CUACUCACGACGAGAGCGCGUCACGGCCCCAGGCAUCGCCCAUUUCAUUUCAGCAUCCGCGCACGCCACGCACUCACCGGACAACGUAGCGCUCGAAGCUCCCCGGAGAGGAGUGAGAACGGACGGAGGGAGAAAAAAAACAGAGCCCCCCUUCGAGCCCGCCGCGGCGCCAACAGCAAAGUAGCAGCAUGCGCCUUGAUUGACUGGUGAGCAGACCACGACUGGACUCGCCCAGCGACAGACUGCCUUGUGCGACCCCCCCGACGACACGACAGCGCCCAAACGGCGGCCGGCGGACUUUUUCUCCUUUACCUGCUACGGAGUACCGGCCAGCGGUUGGCAGCAACAGUAUCUGCAUAUCAGGUAAUAGGUACCUAGGCAGCAGAAGCUGAGGCACCAUUAGCACCAGCAGCACCAAGCAGCCGCAAUACCAGCGCGCAACUCCACUGGUCGCCUGCCUCAGCCGCCCGUCUGCAGCACCAGCAGCAGCACCAGCAGCACCAGCAGCAUUGACACGGGCAAGCAUCCUCCCCCGCACGGCGCCGACAUUGGUGCGAGCAAACGCUGCUGCACGUCUUGCCGGCUCUGACUUGUCGAUUCUGUUCGGCUUCCUCGUCGUCUCCACCGCCCCGCGUGCUGCAGGAGCAGCAGCAGGAGCAGCAGCAGUACUACCAGCAGCAGUGCCAGCAGCGAGAGGGGACUGCGACACCAUGAAUAAGAAGAGAUCCGCCCCUGGGUCGGAGCCCGUGGCGGCCAGCACCGUCAAGAAGCGCAAGAUGGACAACUUGCAAAAAUUCUACGCCGUCCAGGUCGGCUUCCGGCCCGGCGUGUACCUCAAUUACGCCGACUGCUCCAAGCAGACCACCGGUUUCAAGGGCGCGAUAUUCAAAUCAUUCACGUCCAUGGAGGAUGCAAAGGCGUUUGCGGCAGGCAAGAAGGUGUCGGCGCCGGCCGACGAGCCGGACCGCUUCUACGCCGUGGCGGUAGGCUCGCCCACGGGCAUCUACAGGGACUGGAGUGACGCGGCGGCGGCCAUCAAGGGUGUCAAGGGUCCCAAGUACAGGCGGUUCGACAACCGUAGUGAGGCGGUUGCGUACAUUAGGCAAUACGGCAGCAGGGAUGCCGUCGAGGCUCUGGGCGAGAUGGUGGACGACGAGCCCAUCGUGGCGGCCGCACAUGCAACCACCAGCAAGUCGACGAAGAAGACGGCGGCUUCCAAGACGGCGACGUCGACGAUCAAGAAGCCCAGCGACAACGUGCUGCAGAUCUACACGGACGGCAGCAGCCUCGCCAACGGCAAGGCUGGGUCGCGGGCCGGGGUGGGCGUCUUCUUCGGCGACGGAGACCCUCGCAACGUGUCGGAGCGCCUGCCGGGCGAGCCGCAGACGAACCAGCGGGCGGAGCUGAUGGCGAUUCUGAGGGCGCUCCAGAUCGCGCCGGUGACGCAGCCAGUGCAGAUUGUCAGCGACAGCCAGUACUCGAUCAACUGCGUGACGCAGUGGGCACCUGGAUGGAAGCGGAAGGGAUGGAUGACGGCUUCGGGCGAGAUGGUGAAGAACAAGGACCUCAUCGAGCAGGUGAUUGACCUGAUAGAGCAGAGGACUCUUGUGGGCGGCACAACGUACUUCCACUGGGUCAAGGGCCACGCCACGGAUAGAGGGAACAUGGCGGCGGACCGCCUGGCCGUGAGGGGUGCCAAGAUUGGCGUGGUGUGAAAGGGGGCGAGCGGCAAAGAAUGGGCUGGACAGCGGAUGGUAGACAUGUCAUCGGGCGAGCUGGUCGUUGGGGUUUGUGCUUCCGGACUGAUUCUUCGUUUCCCGCUGUGUGUGUGUGGGUGUGACGCGGGCUUUUUUUGGGGCGUUGCCGGACAGGACGGUUUCGGGAGGCGACGCGCAUGCGUGCAUACUUGUACUCUCUUUCUCUUUUUUCUUCACCUCCUACCUCUCUCUGGCCUUCUUGCUGUGUGUCUUAUCAUUCUGCGCCUUGGGGCCGUUGUGCUUCGCCGGCGCUCGCGCGCGGUGACACCUUCUAAUCUUUUCACGGGGAUUUGUUUUGUCCUGUCAUUUUCCGACAAGUCAUACACGUCUUGGGAUUUUGUUUUUUGUGUCUGCGCGCAUAACCUGCUCGCGUCAGGUGCUCGCCCGCUGGCAGGUCGGAGAGGGGAAGCGUUCGUCCGGAGGGGCCUCGUCUUCCUGCAAUGGAACAAUGCACAGCAUAGACGGCGUGGGGGAGGGCGCUUAGACUGGGCUGCGCGGGGCCCCGUCGAACGAUGCGUACGUGGGAUGAUUUGACUUGCGAGGAAAGAGGGG